Molecule: messenger RNA, 187 nt
Organism: Medioppia subpectinata
Lineage: Eukaryota; Metazoa; Arthropoda; Arachnida; Sarcoptiformes; Oppiidae
Source: the annotation of a GenBank genome assembly
AUGCUUAACAAGAGCAAAUGGGUAAAGGAUAAUGGUUACGGUGGUAUAAUCGUAUGGGAAAUAACCCAGGAUGAUUUCCACCCCAAGUGCUGCUCUAAGAGCUACCCUAUGCUGCGGGCCAUCAAUCAUGGCUUAUUUGGCACCGGCAGUGGACCCGAGACUUAUGGCUGCGAACGAAAAUAAACAU